CCUCGCACGCCUAUACUGUUAGAAUAACUCAGAAUUAAUAGGGAAGAGGCAGCAAAACUCCUCUUGGAUUUUCGGGAGGUUUUGGAAGCGCCGCAGCCCCGUUUCGGGGCUUUUUAGCGCUGUUUUCGGACAGCGGCGGUGGGCUGAGGGGAGGGCUAAGAUGGCGGCCAGCCCCCCAAAGCCCCGGGGCUGAGGUGGGUGAUGGCAGGCGGGGAGCCCUGAGGGGGACCGGCAGCCAUCUUCGUGUGGGGUGAGGGGGACGGAGGAGGAGGAGGAGGAAGAAGAGGAGGAGGAAAAGGAAGAGGCGCUGCCCGCCCCGGCGGGUCAGAGCGGGGAAGUCGCCGCCCGAAGAUGGCCGCCGCGGCGGGGGACGUGUGCGGCGCGGUGCCGGGGAGCCGCGCCGGGGCCGGGGCUGGGGCUGCGGCGGAGGCGCGGUUCAUCAGCAGCGCCAAGGGAAAAGGCUUGUUCGCCACCAAGAACAUCCGCAAAGGGGAAACCGUCUUCGUGGAGAAGCCGGUGGUGUCGUCCCAGUUCCUCUGGAACGCGCUGUACAGCUACCGAGCCUGUGAUCACUGCCUGCGGGCUUUGGAGACAGCAGAGGAAAAUGCUCAGCGGCUGCUGGGGAAGAGCUCCCUGGUGCUGCCUCACCCGGAGCAGUGCAGCAUCCGGAAAGACCUUCACCAGCAGUGCCCCCGAUGCCAGGUGACGUACUGCAGUGCUGAAUGCAGGCAGGCCGCUUUGGAGCAGUACCACCACGUCCUCUGCCUUGGCCCGUCCCGUGAUGACCCCACACACCCCCUCAACAAGCUGCAGGAGGCAUGGAGAAACAUGCAUUAUCCACCAGAGACUUCCAGCAUCAUGUUGAUGGCCCGCAUGGUUGCCACCAUCAAACAGGCUAAAGACAAGGAAUGGUGGAUCAAGACCUUCUCCCAGUUCUGCAAUAAGACAGCAAAUGAAGAGGAGGAGAUUGUGCACAAGCUGCUGGGGGACAAAUUUAAAGGCCAGCUGGAGCUGCUGCGACUGCUCUUCACUGAAGCACUUUAUGAUGAACAUCUCAGCAGGUGGUUCACUCCAGAAGGCUUUCGAUCCCUCUUUGCCCUCGUUGGGACCAAUGGCCAAGGCAUAGGAACAAGCUCCCUGAGCCAGUGGGUACAUGCUUGUGAUGCUCUGGAUCUCCCCAUGCUGCAGCGGGAGGAGCUGGAUGCCUUCAUCGACCAGCUCUACAAGGACAUUGAGAAGGAGUCAGGAGAAUUCCUCAACUGUGAGGGAUCAGGACUCUACGUGCUCCAGAGCUGCUGUAACCACAGCUGCAUCCCCAAUGCUGAGACAUCCUUCCCAGAAAACAACUUCCUCCUGCAUCUGACGGCUCUGGAGGACAUCGAAGCAGGAGAGGAAAUCUGCAUCAGUUACUUAGACUGCUGCCAGCGGGAGCGCAGCAGACACAGCCGCAACAAGAUACUCAGGGAGAACUACUUGUUUACCUGCUCGUGUCCCAAGUGCCUGGCGCAAGCCGACGAUGCUGACGUGACAUCAGACGAAGAGGAGGAGGGUGAAGGGGAGACGGAUGAUGCUGAGCUGGAGGACGAGAUGACUGAUGUUUGAUCCUGGCCCCAGGCGAGAGGAGGGGGAAGGGACAGGGAUGAGGAUCCUCCCGGAGGCAGCAGCUUUAAUUCGAGGAACAGGGUUGUGUUGUGGGGUCAGGAGCUCUGGUGGAGUGGGGCAGCAGCGGAGCCAUAGGCAGGCCCUGCUCCCGCCUGUCCUUGUGUGUGUAUGUGUGUGUCAGGCUGUCCCCAUCCUCCCUGUGAGGACAGGCUGGGAGCAUCCUGGUCCCCAGAGGGGCUGGCUGGGGAGGCUGGAGCAGAGCAGGGUCCAGCCAGCCCCUGGGAAAUCAUGAUGGUCACCCUGAGGCUGCUCCACUGUGCCUGUGCAGCUGCGGUGCGGAGGAACACAUCCUUCCCUUCCCCACGGGGACGAGGGGAACAUGUGUAUAUGUAUGUACGUGUGUUGUGCACAAGAGGUACUAUUUAAUGUCUAUAGUAGCACUAUCUAUACACUAUGGAGCUGGGGUCUUACAUAUCCUCCAUUCCAUGCCCCAGCUUGGAGCAAAAGAUGUUGCAGGUGGGACAGAGACACUGCAGAAGGUGGCUCAGAUGCCUGAGACCAGUGGACGUGGCGUGGGGCUGUGUGGCUUCCCUACACUGAGAUGUCACUGGCAGCAGAGCAUUGUCAUCCAUCCCAUGCCACCCGUGAGGCCACACUGCUCUCUGCCUUGUCUUCGUCUCUGGCCCACGCUGGAGGGAGAGGACGGCUCCAAGCGAUGGAUGUGCAGCAGGUUGGGGAUGUGCUUGGAAUAUUUGCCUCCCCUCUUGGAUUUUGGGAGCUGUUUUCCUGCUGCUGUUUCCUCCAAACCUGUGGCAGCUGGGUUGUGGGACUGAAGGUGACACCUCUUGACAUGGGCACCUCUGACACUGCCAUCCCCACCAGCCCUGCACCCACUGCUCAUCCCCACCCGUCCUGGGGCCAUGUCCCCUUCGGUGUUCGUAAUAAACCGAGACUGGUGAGAA
Molecule: messenger RNA, 2564 nt
Organism: Pezoporus occidentalis (night parrot)
Lineage: Eukaryota; Metazoa; Chordata; Aves; Psittaciformes; Psittacidae
Gene: SMYD5
Product: SMYD family member 5
Exons: 13
Coding region: 352-1602 (416 amino acids)
Biological process (GO): negative regulation of gene expression, epigenetic
Molecular function (GO): histone H4K20 methyltransferase activity; protein binding
Source: RefSeq, a predicted model, not a curated record